Phodopus roborovskii (desert hamster) is the source of this 1590-nucleotide messenger RNA. It is a transcript of the gene Fam81a, whose product is annotated as family with sequence similarity 81 member A. The transcript has 9 exons. Bases 233 to 1222 code for a protein of 329 amino acids. NCBI's taxonomy places the organism in Eukaryota, Metazoa, Chordata, Mammalia, Rodentia, Cricetidae. The record is from RefSeq and is a predicted model, not a curated record.
GCGAACCCCGGGCCGGGCCGCGCGCGCGCUGACUGGAGCGCGGGCCCGUAGCCGGGUUCGCCCCGCACAGCCCCGCGCUCGCGGCCACCGCACCCAGAGCGCCAGCGACAACAUGGGCAGCCGCAGCGCGCCCGAUCCGCGCGCGGAUGUGAAUUAUUAAAAAGAAAAUGGCCCAGCAGGACACUGUAUUUCCUUCUCUUGUCACCCAGGAAGGGUAUACUAUCUGGAAAAUAUGCAUCUAAGGCGAGUGAGGACCAUGCCCCGACACAGCCAGUCCCUGACCAUGGCACCCUACUCUUCUGUGAGCCUGGUGGAGCAGCUGGAAGACAGGAUCCUCUGUCACGAGAAAACCACAGCAGCACUGGUGGAGCAUGCCUUCCGCAUCAAAGACGACAUUGUCAGCAGUUUGCAGAAGAUGCAGAAUAAAGGGGGAGGCGACCGCUUAGCCAGGCUGUUCUUGGAAGAGCACAUCAGGAAUAUAACUGCCAUUGUGAAGCAACUGAAUCGGGAUAUUGAGGUUCUCCAGGAGCAGAUCCGUGCCAGGGACAACAUCAGCUAUGGAACUAAUUCUGCCUUAAAGACACUGGAGAUGCGCCAGCUCUCUGGUUUGGGAGAUCUCCGAGGAAGAGUUGCAAGGUGUGACGCCAGCAUAGCCAGACUCUCCGCAGAGCAUAAGACAACCUACGAGGGGCUCCAGCACCUGAACAAGGAACAGCAAGCAGCCAAGCUGAUCCUGGAGACAAAAAUCAAGGAUGCAGAAGGACAGAUAUCUCAGCUUUUGAGCAGAGUAGACUUGUCCAUUUCAGAGCAGAGCACCAAACUGAAGAUGUCCCACAGAGACAGCAGCCACCAGCUUCAGCUCCUGGACACUAAAUUUAAAGGUACGGUUGAGGAGCUCAGCAACCAGAUUUUAUCUGCACGGAGUUGGCUGCAACAAGAACAAGAACGGAUAGAGAAAGAACUUCUACAGAAAAUUGAUCAUCUUUCCUUGAUUGUUAAGGAAAACAGUGGAGCCAGUGAGAGAGACAUGGAGAAGAAACUCAGCCAGAUGUCGGCCAGGCUUGACAAAAUCGAAGAGAGUCAGAAGAAGAGCGUGGAAGGACAGAGAGCGAAGCCGGAAGAGGAGAAGGUGCACGGGCGGAUCAGCAAACUGGAGUUACAGAUGAGCGAGGACAUGAAGGAAAUGAAAGCAGAGGUCAAUGCUGUUUUAUCACUGUCAUGAUGGACCUCAAUUGGCAUCAUUUAUGGAAUAGCUACACACGCUUUUGUAUGGACAGAGAGUCGAACUGAUGCUACAUUUAUCAUACCGUGAAGAGACACGCCCUGGCACGUUGGUAGAUGUUUUACUUUCCAGUCACCAUGUUUGAGUUGUUGAAGACUUGAGCCCGUGCUAUUUGCUCACCUGUGAGUUUGUCACAGCUGACAGAAGUCACUUGUGUGAAAGUGUGAGGGCAUCCCAGGAGAGACAGCAAGAGCACUUACAAGUUUCCAGAACACCUCCUUGUCUUUUCCUUUCCUCUCUCAUUUGCAAGGACUCAGGAAAAUAAAAAUGAUUUUCUACUUCUAGAAUAAAUCACAAUGGGAUUCUAA